AUGGACUAUCAAAAUAGAGCUGGCUCAAAGAAAGGUGCUGCAGGUAUAGCAUCGGAUGCUCAAGCUAAUUUGGCAAGAAGGAAACAGGUGGAAGAGCUGCUCAAAGAUGGGGAGCAGAUUCCUUAUACAUUCCAAGAUGAAGAUGGCCAAAGUGAAAAGUUGCGAAAGAAUCCAUACAUUUACAAGAAUCACUCAGGCAAGCUUAUCUGUAAGCUUUGCAAUACUAUGCAUGUUUCUUGGUCCAGCGUAGAACGGCAUCUGAGUGGCAAGAAACAUGGUUUGAACGUGCUGAGACGUGGCAAUACUACCGGAAAGGCUGAAAAUCAUGAAAGAAGUGAAUUGCAAGAUGAUCGCGACAGAGAGUUUCAACGAGAAGUAAUGCUGAGAAGAGAAAACUUGAAAAAUACUGGACUGAUACCGAAGUGUACAGUAGUGAACGUCCAGGGGAAGUCAACCAACAGUCAUGGUGUUGCAAUAAGAGUGGACUAUAACGUCGACGAAUCGCCGAGCCUUGACUUCUCAGCUUCGGAAGAGAGGUUGAGCCCCAUGGUACGAAUUGUGUCCGGUUUGGAAUUGCAGGAAAUUGAGAAGAAGGAUAAAAAGUACGUAGUCAUUGCUUAUGAACCUUUUGAGAAUGUGGCUGUAGAGAUACCCUCAGACAUGUCAAUCAUGAUGAAUGAAUCAGAAGUGAAUUCAGUGGCAAUAGACGACGUAAAUUCCAAAUGCACCUUUUGGGAUGAAGCACACCGCAAAUUAUAUGUCCAGUUUUUCCUUGAGUGA
Torulaspora globosa is the source of this 780-nucleotide messenger RNA. RefSeq names its product spliceosome assembly protein PRP11 (gene PRP11). The transcript has a single exon. The record is from RefSeq and is a predicted model, not a curated record. Gene Ontology annotation, biological process: spliceosomal complex assembly. Bases 1 to 780 code for a protein of 259 amino acids. Gene Ontology annotation, molecular function: nucleic acid binding; zinc ion binding. Gene Ontology annotation, cellular component: U2 snRNP; U2-type prespliceosome; catalytic step 2 spliceosome. Lineage: Eukaryota; Fungi; Ascomycota; Saccharomycetes; Saccharomycetales; Saccharomycetaceae.